AUGGAAGAUUCAACGGUGGAUUCAAUGGAAGAUUCAAUGGUGGAUUUGAUGGAAGAUUUCAACGGCGGAUUCGAUGGAAGAUUCAACGGUGGAUUCGAUGGAAGAUUUCAACGGCGGAUUCGAUGGAAGAUUUCAACAGUGUAUUCAAUGGAAGAUUCAACGGUGGAUUCGAUGGAAGAUUUCAACAGUGUAUUCGAUGGAAGAUUCAACGGUGGAUUUGAUGGAAGAUUUCAAUGCCGGGUUCGAUGGAAGAUUUCAACAGCGGAUUCAAUGAAAGAUUUCAACAGUGUAUUUGAUGGAAGAUUCAACGGUGGAUUCAAUGGAAGAUUCAAUGGUGGAUUUGAUGGAAGAUUUCAACAGUGUAUUCGAUGGAAGAUUUCAACGGCGGAUUUGAUGGAAGAUUUCAACGCCGGGUUCGAUGGAAGAUUCAACGUGAAUUUGAUGGAAGAUUUCAACGCCGGGUUCGAUGGAAGAUUCAACGGUGGAUUCGAUGGAAGAUUCAACGGUGGAUUUGAUGGAAGAUUUCAACGGCGGAUUCGAUGGAAGAUUUCAACAGUGGAUUCAAUGAAAGAUUCAACAGUGGAUUCGAUGGAAGAUUCAACAGUGAAUUUGAUGAAAGAUUUCAACAGCGGAUUUGAUGGAAGAUUUCAACAGCAGAUUCAAUAG
This is a messenger RNA of Blastomyces gilchristii SLH14081, 666 nucleotides long. RefSeq lists its product as uncharacterized. Bases 1 to 666 code for a protein of 221 amino acids. NCBI's taxonomy places the organism in Eukaryota, Fungi, Ascomycota, Eurotiomycetes, Onygenales, Ajellomycetaceae. The transcript is spliced from 2 exons. The record is from RefSeq and is a predicted model, not a curated record.